Messenger RNA from Globicephala melas (long-finned pilot whale), 2191 nucleotides. It is a transcript of the gene ZNF79, whose product is annotated as zinc finger protein 79. The record is from RefSeq and is a predicted model, not a curated record. Lineage: Eukaryota; Metazoa; Chordata; Mammalia; Artiodactyla; Delphinidae. Gene Ontology annotation, cellular component: nucleus. Gene Ontology annotation, biological process: regulation of DNA-templated transcription.
UUUGGAGCGAGAGGCGGGUCUGCGGCCGCAGUUUCUGAGCUCACGCUGGUGGCGGGAGCCGGGAGCUUGCUCGCGUAGCUGGCAGCGGCUUUUUCACGUGGUGUUCUGCCUGAGACCGAGGCAGGUGCACCACGGGCUCCCCAGCCGAGGCCUGGCUGUGGCUGGGGAGACAGUGAAAGACCCGGCUGGACAGGCCGGACCGGGCUCAGCACCGCAGGCUCAGACCCGGCCUUUAAGGGGACAGGCCUGAGAGAAGAGCCCAGAGCGGGGCUGGCGCUCAGAAAACUGCUGGGAGGCGGUGGCGCGAGGUGGGACCCAAAUGCUGGAGGAAGGAGCCCUCUUGAAGCAUCAGGGAUGUUCGGAAUGGGAGCCCGUUGGCUUCACCUCAUAUUGAGGAUGGGUUCAACCCAGUUGGAUUGUGAAAUCGUGGAGGAUACUGGAGAUUUAGAAUCAGAAGGCUAGGAUUCCUGUUUAAGCUCUGGGGUACCAGCCAGCUUUCUUAGCCUGUGUUUCUUCAUGGAGGAAAAGAGCCACCUUCUCCAGAUCCUGCCCUUCCCCAAGAGGAAGGCACAGAAGAGGAAGGAAUGGCAGGUGGUCUCCUCACAGCUGGGCCCCAACUGGGCUGUGCUCCAUGCAGGCAAAGUUUGUCUCUUCUCCACACAAAACAUCCAGGGAUCCACACCUUUCAACAGUGUGACUGUAGCUUUUACCCAGAAGGGAUGGAGGCAGUUGGCCCCUACUCCGAGGGACAGGUUCAAGAAAGGGAUGCCAGAAAAGUCCAGAAACCUGGUCCUACUGGGACUUCCAGUCUCCCAGCCUGGUAUGAACUCCCAGUUGGAACAAAGGGAAGGUUCAUGGAUGCUAGAGAGAGAAGGCCUAAGGAGUACCUGUCCAGAUUGGAAGAUUGUAUCUGAAUCACCACCUGAACAAGACAUUUCUGAAGAAUCAUUCCAAGACCCAAGUGUAGAGAUGCCCUCUGGGGAGUCAGAUCACAGGAACAGUGAACUGGGGAAGAGCUUCAAUCUGAGACCAGUUCUUUCUCCACAGCAGAGAGUUCCUACAGAAGUGAGACCCCAUAAAUGUGAAACACACACAGAGAGCUUCAGGAAGAAUUCAGAUAUAAUUAAACCUCACAGAGCGAAGCCGUACAUAUGUAAUGAAUGUGGCAAAGCCUUCAGUUACUGUUCUUCCCUUUCUCAGCACCAGAAGAGCCACACUGGGGAGAAGCCAUAUGAGUGCAAUGAAUGCAGGAAGGCCUUCAGCCAGAGCUCAUCUCUUACUCAGCACCAGAGGAUUCACACCGGAGAGAAACCUUAUAAAUGCAGUGAAUGUGGAAGAGCCUUCAGCCAGAAUGCAAACCUUACAAAACACCAGCGAACUCAUACCGGAGAAAAGCCUUACAAAUGUAGUGAGUGUGAGAAAGCCUUCAGUGACUGUUCAGCCCUUGUUCAGCAUCAGAGAAUUCACACUGGAGAGAAGCCUUAUGAAUGCAGUGACUGUGGGAAGGCCUUCCGCCACAGUGCAAAUCUUACAAACCACCAGCGGACUCAUACAGGGGAGAAGCCCUACAAGUGCAGCGAAUGUGGGAAAGCCUUCAGCUACUGUGCGGCAUUUAUUCAGCACCAGAGAAUCCAUACAGGGGAGAAACCCUACAAAUGUAAUGCAUGUGGGAAGGCCUUCAGCCAGAGUGCAAACCUCACAAACCACCAGAGGACUCACACUGGAGAGAAACCCUACAAGUGCAGUGAGUGUGGGAAGGCCUUCAGCCAAAGCACAAACCUUAUAAUCCACCAAAAGACCCACACUGGGGAGAAGCCUUAUAAAUGUAAUGAAUGUGGGAAAUUCUUCAGUGAGAGCUCAGCCCUUAUUCGACAUCAUAUAAUUCACACAGGAGAAAAACCCUAUGAGUGCAAUGAGUGUGGAAAGGCAUUUAACCAGAGCUCAUCCCUUAGUCAGCAUCAGAAAAUUCACACUGGUGUGAAACCUUAUGAAUGUAGUGAGUGUGGGAAGGCCUUCAGGUGUAGUUCAGCUUUCGUUAGACAUCAGAGACUCCAUGCUGGAGAGUAACUGGGAACAUAACCAAAGUGGAUGGGGACCUGACAGGUAAUUUGAAGGCAUCUGGGGACAUCUGACUUUAAGUCUAGCUCAGAGCCACAUGCAAAAGCACCUUUAAUAAAUAGUCACUAUUUUA